AGCGGCGGUGGCUGCUGGGAGGAAGGUCAGUGAGCGGCGGUGGCUGCUGGGAGGAAGGUCAGUGAGCGGCGGUGGCUGCUGGGAGGAAGGUCAGUGAGCGGCGGUGGCUGCUGGGAGGAAGGUCAGUGAGCGGCGGUGGCUGCUGGGAGGAAGGUCGGUGAGCGGCGGGAGCUGUGAUGUCGGCGGGAGGCCAGUGAGAGCGGGAACCGUGUGCGGCCCAGGACGGCCCGGGGGCCAGAGUCACUGAGAGCGGAGGCCGGUCACUGACCUCAGGCCUCGCCAUCGACACAGGAACGCGAUGCAGGACAGAAUCCAACUCGCCUCGAGCGGUGAUGACAUUAAGAUCUGGGAUUCCGCCUCUAUGACAGUGGUGGAGCAGUUCAACCCACACAAAAAGUCCAGUGAUGUAACGUACGUGUGUUGGACCACUGAUAAUCAGUAUCUGGUUAGUGCCUCAUCCAGUGGUGAUAAAAUAGCCCUAACGUCCUGCAAGUCCACCCCGAUUCCUUUCAAAAAUCUUGCGGAGGAGAAAAAACAGACGUGUAUAAGUCUGAAUUCUACUUCCAAGUCUGUUGUGAGCGGAGGCCUUGAUAACACAGUAAAUAUCUGGGAUAUAAAAUCCAAGAGACUGCAUCGAAAUUUAAAGGAUCACAAAGAUGUAGUGAGUUGUGUAGCUUUCAACUGGAAUGACAAUUACAUCGCUUCAGGCUCUCACAGUGGUGAUAUCAUUUUACAUAGUAUCACAACCAAUAUUUCCAGUGCUCCGUUUGGCCACGGAAAUGCUGAGCCUGUACAGGACCUAAAGUAUUCAAAUUAUAGGAAAUCCUUACUGGGAAGUGUGCACGAUACAGGCACUGUCACUCUCUGGGAUGUGAACACACAAGUCCCUUACCAUUCCUUCAAAAGUGCCCACAGCGCACCAGCAUCCAGGCUCUGUUUCUCACCAGUAAAUGACUUGCUCUUUGCCACUGUUGGCUUGGAUAAAAAGAUCAUCUGCUACGAUACGUCCAGCAAGAUGAUCUUGCGGAAUAUUUAUGUUGAAUCUCCUUUGACCGCUAUAGACUUUAUGACUGAUGGAGCGACUUUGGCUGUAGGAACAAUCAGGGGGAAAAUUUAUAUCUAUGAUUUACGAUUGGCCACCUCACCACUAAAAAUUGUCACUGCCCACAGAAAACCAGUCCAAUGCUUAAAAUUUCAGCAAAGCUCAGCACAGUUUAAGUCAAAUGCUUUAAAAGGUUCGGCUAAUAAAUCUUCAACUGCACUGUCCCACGCAGCUGGUAAGAGGACGUCAGUUAAAAUGAACAGUGGAGCUGCGUGCAGUAACAAUGUAAAAGAUAUCCCGACCGUCACUGGGCAGUUGAGCACUCCAGAUGUCAGACCUUCUGUUGCUGCGGAAGACAAAGGAGCUGCAGGAAAUCCAGAAGAAACAGGAUUACAGCACAGUACCAGUCUCGACAUCAUUCCUUCCAAAGACACAGAAAAUAUCAAAACAGCAGAUAAUAGUGGCAGUUCUAAAAUCUAUGAAUCCGUGGGUAGAAACAGUUUUGGAGAUAUAUUCUCACCAGUCAGAGAUGAUACGACAGCAUCAGCACUAAGUGAAGACAGCGUGGGGAGAGGAGAUGGUUUGGAGUUUUUACCCCAUUUUAACAGUAUGUUUUCAACGAGAAGGAAUCCUGUCGGUGCCAGUACAAAAACACGUCUGAACAGUAUCGAUUUGCGACUCUUAAUAUCUCCUCCAAUUAAGGAGCAGGAUGAAACUCACGAGCUGACUACAACAGCAACAGCUAACAAAAUCCACGUAGCAAAACCCGACUCGAAAGAAUCAGGCCGACAGUUUCCUAAUAAAGAUGUCAAUUUCUUGGCCAAGAUCAAUUCUUCCAAUAUCGAUUCUGGGGUCUUGAGAAUCCCAUUAACAUCCUCUUUGAUAAAAACACCUGAUGUGUGUGAAAGAAAGGGAAGAGAGAUCCAGCAGCCUCAGAACUCCCCACUGAACGACGUGCCUAUAGCUGGUGUGCGGGUGACAAAUUCAGCUGUGCCAGAAGUACUGACCGUAUCUGAGCAAAUUGUCAAUACUUUGGGGAGCGAUGGGUCAGGACCUCAAUUAACAUCGGUUCAAAUCCAAUUAAUUAAGAAUAUGAUAGAAGAUACCUUGGAGGAUUACAGAGACGCCUGGCAUCGAGAUGUGGUGAAUCUGCAACUGGAGAUGAUCAAACAAUUCCAAAUCCAACAGAAUGAGAUCCAUGGUUUGCUGGAGAGAUACUCUGUAAAUGAAGCAUUGGUAGCAGAGAACGAGCGAUUGCGAGAAGAGAAUAAGAGACUUCGUGCGACCUUCUGAUGGAGCAAGGAGCAGUGCCUGGACUCAUUCAAGCUGUUUAUUCUGAUGGAAAAGGCAAUAAUUCUUUCAUUGCUGCAACGCCAAUAUAACCUUGUUUGCCGAUUUCAACACGUUUAACAAAUAAAAACACUCAGCGUGUCAAUGUUCUGUUAACACAGGCUUGUUCAUUAGAUUAGUCCAUUUCUAUUCAUCUAAAAUUAACUUAAACCUUGUAUGAAAAGUACCAUUGCGCUAAAAUAGUUGGAUUAAAACUUUUAACAAUCAGAGUUUGUCAACCUAUACUGCGCAGCUGGAUUCAGGUAAAUGUACAGCUGAUCUGAGAGGAAAUGUGGAGCAGGAUCUCAGGUUAAUUUGAGUGAAAGAUUGUUGUUCUUUAUUUGAAUUGGGAUAAUAUUUUGGAAUAGAUGUCUGUUUUCCAGAUUCUUAGUUGUUCAGGAAGAAUUCAAACGGCAAACAUUUCUCCCAGUAAACACUUAACAAAGAGUGCGUGAGUAUGCAAGGAAAAAGGACAACAGUUUGAACAGAAAUAUUGAUGUAAAUGUUGAGAUGAAUAUACUUACUGUUUUACCAGGGGGAUCAGGUCUGGAUCAGCUUUUUGUUUUUUGCCCAUUAAGAUUAACCCUCAUUUUAUCCCCUCAGAAAAGUAACGGAAUCUCAGCCUCACAUUGUUAAUCGGUUGUCUUAGUGCAAGCUGUUUCAUCAGCUAAUAUUUUGGCGUUCUUUUAUCUGACUAAUUUAUGGGGCUAAUAAUAAUAAUUCCUUCAAAAAGAAUAAUUCACUACUGUUUGUGUGACAUUGCUGUGCGCAAUUGGCUGCCGUAUUUCACCCCGAAAUGUACAGUCACUACACUUUACGGUAUAUUCUGUGAAGCGCUUUGAGACGUCGCAAAGACGUGAUAAGGCGCUGUAUCAGAUGUAAGGAUUGUUAUUUUUCAAAAACUAACAUCUUUGUAUUAAUUUCUGGUAUAAGCAGUAUUUUUGGAGAACUUGUAUAGAAAUUCAAUUAAAAAUGCUACAUAUUUGCCAGAAGGAGACUAUGUCAAGUGCCUUUUUUCAGAUUUAGAAGUUUUGGAAUAAGCAGGUUGAGCAAAUAGACAAUAAAUUUCAUCCUCUAUUUUUGGUUGACUACCCUAAUAUCUGAAGAAUUAAGUAACUGUCUAUAGUCAGCAAUGUUAUUUAAUACAGAUAGUUAUGGAUUGCUGCAGUUUGCUGUUUACCACACCUAUUUUGUAACGAACUUUCUGGUAUUGACAGUUCAAUUGCAGUAUUUUUUUGAUGGAAAAUAUACUAUAUUAAAAGUGUAAUUAAGCAAUAAAUGUAAAGGUAAAUUAAA
Molecule: messenger RNA, 3667 nt
Organism: Callorhinchus milii (elephant shark)
Lineage: Eukaryota; Metazoa; Chordata; Chondrichthyes; Chimaeriformes; Callorhinchidae
Gene: nedd1
Product: NEDD1 gamma-tubulin ring complex targeting factor
Exons: 15
Coding region: 299-2335 (678 amino acids)
Biological process (GO): microtubule nucleation; mitotic cell cycle
Cellular component (GO): ciliary basal body; spindle pole; pericentriolar material
Molecular function (GO): gamma-tubulin binding
Source: RefSeq, a predicted model, not a curated record